Salvia splendens (bonfire salvia) is the source of this 1377-nucleotide messenger RNA. Its product is annotated as inner membrane protein ALBINO3, chloroplastic-like. Lineage: Eukaryota; Viridiplantae; Streptophyta; Magnoliopsida; Lamiales; Lamiaceae. The record is from RefSeq and is a predicted model, not a curated record. The transcript has 11 exons. Gene Ontology annotation, cellular component: chloroplast thylakoid membrane. Gene Ontology annotation, molecular function: membrane insertase activity. Bases 1 to 1125 code for a protein of 374 amino acids. Gene Ontology annotation, biological process: protein localization to chloroplast; protein insertion into membrane; thylakoid membrane organization.
AUGUAUCGCGGUUCAGUUCCAGGGCAUAGUUUCAUCAACCGUGAUCGAGAGGGUGCUCACGCUAGAUUGAGAUUCUGGAUGUCUCGUCCAUUGUUCCUUCGCAUUGUGGACGCAGUUAAGGAACAUGAUGACUGCUUCAUGCAACGAUCAGAUGGAACCAGAAGGCUUAGACUAUCAUCUCUUCAAAAGCCAAAACUAGAGCAAAAUAAAAAAUUGAAAUAUGCAUUUAGCCAAAAACAAGAGCAAAAUAAAAAAUUGAAAAGAAUCAAACAACGGUGGUCAAAUUUUCAGGAAAGAAUAAAACUCGAAACUUCUCGUCUAUACAAACAAGCAGGGGUCAGUCCUCUAGCAGGAUGUUUGCCAACCUUGGCUACAAUACCAGUCUGGAUAGGUUUAUAUCAAGCUCUUUCAAAUGUAGCAAAUGAGGGAUUGCUGAGUGAAGGGUUCUUUUGGAUUCCUUCUUUGGGAGGACCCACAACAAUAGCUGCUCGGCAAAGCGGAGCAGGAAUUUCCUGGCUGUUUCCAUUUGUGGACGGACAUCCACCACUUGGUUGGCAAGACACUGCAGCUUACCUUGUUUUACCUGUUCUUCUUGUUGCAUCACAGUACGUCUCCAUGGAAAUAAUGAAGCCUCCUCAAACAGAUGAUCCAAAUCAAAAGAACACACUUCUUGUAUUAAAGUUUCUUCCCCUCAUGAUUGGCUACUUUUUGUUAUCUGUUCCAUCUGGAUUGUCAAUAUACUGGUUCACAAAUAAUGUGCUUAGCACAGCACAACAAGUAUGGCUACGGAAAUUGGGAGGAGCGAAGCCUGUUGUGGGUGAGAAUGCCAGUGGGAUAAUCAGUGCAGGACGUGCAAAACGGUCAGGUGCUCAGCAGGAACGAACGGGCGAAAGAUUCAAGCAGCUUAAAGAGGCAGAGAAGAAGCAAAAGCCUAGUGCUCUGCCUGCAGAUGAUGUCUUGGCAUCAGAUCCAGCUGAUCGUGACUCUGAAGAUGAAUCUGACAAUGAGGAUACUGAACCGAAGGAUAAGGAAGUUCUUGAAGAGGCAUAUGCAUCUAGUAGUGCAAAAACAGUUCCUUCAGGACCUAGGAGAAGUAAGCGAUCAAAGCGAAAGCGUGCGGUAUGAUCCUAUAAAUUUUGCAGUUACAAUGAAUUUUGUAUAUUGUUUGAAAUUUCAAAUUGAAAUAUAGUGGCCAUUUUCUUUCCAGUGAAUAGUUUAAGGUCCACGAUAUCAUUAAUGUCAUAUUUUGUUAGGUUGAGAUUGGUUAUUGCCUGUAAUGUGAACUGGUCAUUCAGCCUUCAAGUGUAUAAGUCGUGCAUAUCAGAAGUUAUAGCUUACAGCUGCAAAAAAUCAUGAAUAGUAUUUCAUUUCCUUAUC